CAGACAUGCUAGACCAUGGACGACGAAAUCAACAGAAAUCUGAUCUAGUUGCUUUUCUAGACCCUCGACUUCAAACAGCAAUAAGUUUGUAUGGAGAUAGAGGUGUUUAUCACUGCAAUUCAUCUUGUGGCAAGGCUAGAUUCCGUUGUGACAACCAUUGAUUUCUAACUAAUUAAUGUACAUGUCACUUUGUAUGUUUGAAAUUCAAAAUGGUGGCGCUGAAAUAUUAUUAAAGAAAAUGUUAAAGGAAGAUAAUUUUUAUUUCUUAACUAAUUUGCUGGCAAUUUUGAGCUGCGUUUUUGUUUGCAUCGCGUGGCAGUAUUUCCACACAAUCCGAAGCACAGAAAAAUCCAGCGAUUCUAAUUUAUGGAGCAAUUUAUUUAAAGAUGACAGCCAAACUGAGAAUGCUUUGCACGCAGAAAAUGAAGUGAAAGCAGACGUUUGCACGUCAACUUCUUGUGUGAGGUGUUCGAGAAGUGUAUAUUCAACGGAAAAACUUUUAAGAAAAUGGAAGAAGAUCAAAGAGGAUUUGAAACCGUGCGAAGACACCAGGAAAAAAUUCUUCAACGCGAUCAUCAAAUCGUCUAACCAGGUUUAUAUGAAUGAUGGAACUCGUAAUAUAGCGAAAAAGCAAAAUCCCACAGUAUUCUAUCUUGAAGGAUUACCUGGAAAGAUUUGGUAUGAAAAGACUGCUAAUGAAUUGGCUGAAAAAUUAUCUAUUUUAGAGAAUGAUGACUUCCAACAAAUUGUUAAAAGUGAAUUCACAAAUGUCUACCACUAUUUUAAACAUGAAUGGGUUUCAAACGAAGUGCCUUCUGGUGGAUGGUAUUUAUAUUAUCUUUACAACCAAGGGGUUAAAAAUGAGGAGAAUUGUUUAAGAUGUCCAAGAGUCAUAAAGGAAAUUGAGAAGUUAGAAGUGGCAAUGUUAGAUUGUGCUUUUGGAAAUGUUGUGUUUUCUGUCUUGUUACCUGGUACAAGCAUUAGGCUCCAUUGUGGACCCACAAAUGUACGCAUCCGAUGCCACAUACCCAUUAUAGCACCACCUGGCUAUUUUCUUAUGGUUGGUGAUGUGCAAUACACUUGGCAAGAGGGGAAAAUCUUAAUUUUUGAUGAUUCUUUCUACCACAAGGUCUACUGUUGUGAUAAUGUCCAUGAACCAAGGGUUGUAUUGAUGUUAGAUCUAUGGCAUCCAUCCCUCUUACUGUCUGAGCGUGAAUUAGUGAAGCAAAUAUUCUCUCCACAGAAAUGAUAGAUGAUUAUAAAUGUGCUCCACUUUAUCAGUAAUAUAACUGAUGAUUCGUUAUUCUCAACAUUAUAACUGUGUACAUAUGAGCAAUAAUUUAUCCAUGUAGCAGACUGCCAAAAUAACAAUUACGAUUUUCUUCUGUUUCCUUGUUACUAAUGAAAAUUAGCAUCCAAAAGGUUUA
Xenia sp. Carnegie-2017 is the source of this 1427-nucleotide messenger RNA. RefSeq names its product aspartate beta-hydroxylase domain-containing protein 2-like. Lineage: Eukaryota; Metazoa; Cnidaria; Anthozoa; Malacalcyonacea; Xeniidae. The record is from RefSeq and is a predicted model, not a curated record. The transcript has a single exon. The coding region runs from base 176 to 1249 and encodes 357 amino acids.